Messenger RNA from Acanthoscelides obtectus, 734 nucleotides. The record is from the annotation of a GenBank genome assembly. NCBI's taxonomy places the organism in Eukaryota, Metazoa, Arthropoda, Insecta, Coleoptera, Chrysomelidae.
GGAUGUUGUAUACCUGGAGUAUGAGUUUUGAAAUAUUUGUGCUUGCGGAACGCAUGAGGCACUUUGAUAUGAUGGUGUUUCCAUCAAAAGAAGAGGAAUGGCUCAAAGUAGCAGACGGAUUUAACAAUAUGUGGCAAUUUGAAAAUUGCUUAGGAGCCGUAGACGGCAAACACAUAGCUAUCAAAAAGCCCCCAGGAAGUGGUUCAUACUAUUAUAACUAUAAAGGAUUUUUCAGUGUUGUGUUGUUUGCUAUCGUAAAUGCUAAUUAUGAAUUUACUUAUGUAAGUUGUGGAACUAAUGGAAGAAUAUCAGACGGGGGGUCAUUAAGAAAACAGAUUUUUACAAUUUACUGAUAACAGAUUCUUUAAAAUUACCCCAACCAGUCAAUAUGCGAGGAAUUCAAAAUAAAUUACUCUUUGUGUUUAUUGGAGACGAAGCCUUUAGUCUAAUGACAAAUUUCAUGAUGCCAUACAGACAAACCAACAGUAUUGGUUAUGAAGAAAAAUGUUUCAACUAUCGACUUUGCCGUGCCAGGCGCGUAGUAGAAAACGCAUUCGGGAUCAUGGCAAAUAGAUUCAGGAUUUUCCUAACGCCAAUAGCUACUAAAGUGGAUACAGUUGAUGAUAUCGUUAUGGCAUGCUGUGUUUUACACAACUUUUUACGCCGCAAAAGCACUUCUUACAUACAAUACAAUAAAGAAUAUUAUAAUAAUGCAGGUGAAGUUGACUUUCAAC